This is a messenger RNA of Salvelinus namaycush (lake trout), 1803 nucleotides long. Its product is annotated as fibroblast growth factor receptor-like 1. NCBI's taxonomy places the organism in Eukaryota, Metazoa, Chordata, Actinopteri, Salmoniformes, Salmonidae. Gene Ontology annotation, cellular component: plasma membrane. The coding region runs from base 1 to 1443 and encodes 480 amino acids. Gene Ontology annotation, molecular function: fibroblast growth factor receptor activity; fibroblast growth factor binding. The transcript is spliced from 6 exons. The record is from RefSeq and is a predicted model, not a curated record.
AUGAAGGAAGGAGGACCUCCGCGGGUGGCUGAGAGGGUGGCCCAUAGACAGUCAGUGCACCUGGGGAGUUCCAUCAAGCUGCCAUGCCCUGUUGAAGGAGACCCGCCACCCCUCAUCAUGUGGACCAAAGACGGCCGCAACAUCCACAGCGGCUGGACCCGCUUCCGCAUCCUCCGCCUGGGCCUGAAGAUCAAGGAAGUGGAGGUUGAGGAUGCUGGAACAUACAUCUGCAAAGCCACCAACGGCUUUGGCAGCGUCAGUAUCAACUAUACCCUCAUUGUCAUUGAUGACUCUGGUGCUGAUAAGACUGGGCCAGGGGUCCCUGGUGGGGUGGAGUCAGAGUAUGACCCUGACCACCUAUCAGGAAAACUAGUGCGUCCCCGCUUCACACAGCCUGCUAAAAUGAGGAAACGGGUGAUCGCCCGCCCAGUGGGGAGCUCUGUGCGGCUGAAGUGUACAGCCAGCGGUAACCCUCGGCCAGACCUUGUGUGGCUGAAGGACGACAGGCCGCUGACGGAGCGCGAGGUUGGCGAGGGGCGCCAGAAGAAGUGGACUCUGAGCCUGAGGAACCUGACCCCGGAGAACAGCGGCAGGUACACCUGCAGAAUCUCCAACCAAGCCGGGGAGAUCAACGCCACCUACAAAGUGGAGGUCAUACAGCGGACCAACUCCAAACCCAUCUUGACGGGCACUCACCCGGUCAACACCACAGUGGACUAUGGGGGGACUACCGCAUUCCAGUGCAAAGUGAGGAGCGAUGUCAAACCCGUCAUCCAGUGGCUCAAGCGUGUGGAGUCCAACGAGGAGAGUCGGUACAACUCCACCAUCGAGGUGGGCGACCAUCGCUUCAUGGUGCUGCCAAUGGGAGAGGUGUGGUCACGCCCUGACGGCUCCUACCUCAACAAGCUGCUCAUCACCCGCGCCAAGGAGGAGGAUGCUGGCAUGUACAUCUGUCUGGGUGCCAACACCAUGGGCUACAGUUUCCGCAGUGCUUUCCUCACCGUGCUGCCAGACACCAAGCCACCCAUCCCCCCGAUGUUCACCCCAGCCUCCAGCACCCUACCCUGGCCUGUCAUCAUCGGCAUCCCUGCUAGCAUGGUGUUCAUCUUCGGUACAGUGCUGCUGUGGUUCUGCCAGAGUAAGAAGCACUGUUCCCCUCCCAGCACUCCGGCUGCAGCUGCCCAGGUCCUGCAGGCCUCCCACCGGCUGCCCUACCAGGAGAGGGACAGGAGCUGUGUGGCCCACUUCUCCACUUCCUCCAGCCCAGAGAAGGACUGCCUGGGCUCCAUAAACUAUGAGGAGUAUCUGGCUCAGCAGCAGCUUCUCCUCACUCAGGGGGGCUCUGCCCUACCCCCCAAAACCUACCCAGACAUCCACACUCACAUCCACUCCCACGUGGACGGGAAGGUGCACCAGCACCAGCACAUUCACUUUCAGUGUUAGCCAUGUGCCAAAUAAAAUAUAAUAAUAUAUGCCAUUUAGCAGAAGCUUUUAGCCAAAGCAACUUAUAGUCAUGUGUGUAUACAUUUUAAGUAUGGGUGGUCCCAAGAAACAAACCCACUAUCCUGAUGUAGCAAGAAACAUGCUCUACCAACUGAGCUACAGAGGACCAAAUGUAAUGUUGUCCCCUUCUCUGUGCCUCUGAAGAAUGGCAUCGUACAGUGAGGGUCUGAGCUGUGGACUGAACCUCAGAGAACAGCUCUCUGGUUGUACCUGCAUACCUGCCUGGUCCUUGGUGCUACUUGUUUCAUAUCAACACCACUAAAAGACAUCAAACCCUGAUGUGCACUUUGUACACAAAUC